Molecule: messenger RNA, 1431 nt
Organism: Colletotrichum orchidophilum
Lineage: Eukaryota; Fungi; Ascomycota; Sordariomycetes; Glomerellales; Glomerellaceae
Exons: 2
Coding region: 1-1431 (476 amino acids)
Biological process (GO): protein phosphorylation; regulation of mitotic cell cycle
Cellular component (GO): nucleus
Molecular function (GO): cyclin-dependent protein serine/threonine kinase activity; ATP binding
Source: RefSeq, a predicted model, not a curated record
AUGGCGAGCAACGCCAAGUCGAGGUGGGCAGACAGCGAAGAGGACGCAGCCUACGAAGCUAAAUUGAAGCGAGAAAAGGAGGAGAAGAAGCGUUCAAAGGCCGAAAAGGCGCGCAAGGCCGAGGCGGAACGCUUGACGCAGCAGGCGAGGGCGAAGAGCAACAAUGGCACCGACAACGACGUCGAUGACGACGACAACAGCACACGACCAGCGAAACGGCGCAAGUUUACGCCCGAGACGGAAGACAGGACAGCCAGCAACGAUAGUGCAUCCGAUGCUGCCAAAGAUGGCACGGCGAAGCUCAUGCGCUUCCCUUUCGGCCACUGGGGGAAGUGUCGGAGCGUGGAGAAUUAUGACAAGCUCAACGAUAUCGAGGAAGGUACAUACGGCUGGGUGUCGCGGGCAAGGGAAAACUCUAGUGGCAAGGUCGUUGCGCUGAAGAGGUUGAAGAUUGAACCUAGUGAUCGCAACGGGCUACCGGUGACGGGUUUGCGAGAGAUCCAGAUCCUGCGAGACUGCAGCCAUCGCAACAUUGUCAAUCUCGAGGAGGUUGUGGUGGGAGACGACACUUCAAAAAUUGAAAACAUCUUUCUAGUACUAGAGUUUGUCGAACACGAUCUCAAGACCAUCUUGGAAGACAUGCCCGAACCUUUCCUCCUAUCCGAAGUCAAAACCCUCCUCCGCCAACUGACAGCCGGCAUCGCGUACCUCCACGACAACUGGAUCCUCCACCGCGACCUCAAGACCUCGAACCUCCUCCUCAACAACCGCGGCCUGCUCAAGAUAGCAGACUUUGGCAUGGCGCGGUACGUCGGCGACCCUCCCCCAAAGCUGACGCAGCUCGUGGUAACGCUGUGGUACCGUUCGCCCGAGCUGCUCCUCGGUGCUAGGGCCUACGGCAAGGCCGUCGACAUGUGGAGCGUAGGCUGCAUCUUUGGCGAGCUCCUGACGCGGGAGCCGCUGCUGCAGGGCACCAACGAGGUCGACCAGGUGACCAAGAUAUUUGAGCUCUGCGGCGUGCCGACGCAGGAGACGUGGCCCUCGUUCAGGAGCUUGCCGAACGCGCGUUCCUUGCGUUUCCCAAAGACACCGAACGCGACGGCGUCCAUGAUACGGACCAAGUUUACGACGCUGACGAAUGCCGGGUGUAAGCUACUCAACGAUCUACUCUCGUUGAACCCGGAUUCGCGGCCGUCGGCGAAGGAGAUGCUGGAGCACAAGUAUUUCAGGGAGGAUCCGAAGCCCAAGAAGGAGGGCAUGUUCCCAACGUUCCCCAGCAAAGCCGGCCAGGAGAAGAGGCGAAGACACGAACCGAAUGCCCCCGUGCGCGGGCAGAGUGCAGCAGAUUUGGGUGAUGUCGACUUCAGCGGUAUCUUCCAGGGCAGAGACAAGGAGGAAAAGGGCGGUGGGUUCUCCCUCAGGAUGGUGUAG